GCGAAGGUCCGAUAGAAGAACUCAAAUAAGUAGCCUAGCGUAGGGCCAAAAUGGCGCUGCCUCUGCUGCCAGGAUAUUCAAUGAACAAAAACUUGGGCAAAGACAAAUUUCAUAAGUCACAGCAUUUUGACUAUACGAAUGGAGUACCAAUGUUGGUCGGAUCUGAGAAGCCAGGCAUUGGAGGGGAAUUGCUUCUAGGCCAGAAGCAAAAGCCAAAAUACUCUGUGUUUCCCAAGGGAGAAAAUAGUCAUGCGCCCUCAUGGGUAGCCUUUGACAAACAGGUGCUGUGUUUUGAUGCAUUUUUCCAAGAGGUUGUGCCUCAGAGCAAGGAAGAAAAAUACAGGAUUAGGAAGUGCAAAAUCUACUUUUAUCUGGAGGAUGACACCAUUCAAGUAGUGGAGCCAGAAUUCAAGAACAGCGGGAUCCCUCAGGGAACCCUGAUCCGACGCCACAGGAUUCCGCUCCCACCUCCAAAUGAUGACCAAUUCUACAACGUGCACCAUUUCAACAUCAACCAGGAGAUGGCGCUGUACUCCAGGACCUUUAAGAUCAUGGACUGUGACCCUUUCACAAGAAAUUUCAUGAGGAAAUUGGGAGUGCGCAUCAAUCCCACUUCCAGCGUUCCCGAGGAUCCUUAUAGUGACCUUCGUCAACAGAUGGAGGAGAGCAUGAAGCCUUUGCGUCCUUAUGAGAGACAGGACACUCUGAAGCAGUUUCUUGACCAUGACCGCAAUGUCCUGUGCUUUUACUGCUACUGGGAUGACUCGGAGAGCAUGUUCGGCGACCCCCGAGAGCUCAUAAUGCAUUACUUCCUGGCCGACGACACCAUUGAGAUCCGAGAGGUCAUCUACCCGAAUUCGGGCCGUGACGCCACCCCUAAGUUUCUUCACAGGAGUAGGCUACCCAAGCACGCUCCUAUUCCCGUAAGCCAGCCAGGGGAGAAAACAAAUCGCACUGUCCUCAAUGUGUUCGGACCGAUGGGACAUGGGGGACGCUAUAUUUUGGAUAGCCUGAAAACUGGUGCCGUCCAAGAGAACUUCUACAAGGACUGUGACUUGACUAUUGGCAGCGUCGUCAACGUCUGGGGCAGACGGGUGAUCAUUUGCGACUGUGACAACUUCACUAAAGAAUUUUACCGCACCAAGUAUGGCGUAGAGGACUUCACCCCUGUGCAGUACAAAGCUCCCCCAGCCCCCAAGCCGGCCAGACAGGUGCCCCCGUAUAAUGGCUUUGGAUCGGAAGAAGACUCCCUGUGCUCCUGCCAGAGCCUGCUGCCCAAGCCCCCGCAGAAGGACUUCAAGAAGCUGAUGGAGAAGGACAGGCAAGGUCUUGAGAGUAACGUGCUGCGAUUUGUCGGCAAGAUGGAGACCGACAAUCCCAUUGACAAGGAGCGAGUGUUCAUCAUCUCCUUCUACCUGAGUGAUGACACCAUCGCCGUGUUUGAGCCCACUCAGAGGAACACAGGAGUGAUCGGUGGUAAGUUCCUGGAGAGAGGCCGGGUGAAGAAGCCAGGCCAGGCUCUGUUCAAGAGCGAGAUGUCCGAGUACUUCACCGCGCAGGACCUCUACGUGGGAGCGCGACUCCUGCUCAACAACCAGCCCUUCCAGCUGGUGGAUGCUGACGAGUACGCCUUCAACUACAUGGAGCAGCAUGCAGAGGAGUUCCCAAGGGCCAACAUUGCCACCAUCCUGAGCAAGAUUAAAUCCAUCAGCAAGGAGAAGAAGACCCAGCUUCUGGCCAUGGCCGACUCUGGAGGCACCGGCUUCAUCCACUAUGAGCAUUUCAGGUCCUUGCUGGCGGCCACCGACUGCGGUCUGUCAGAGCACGAGAUCAUGAUGCUGGGACGCAGCUACUCGGAGCGGCAGGAGGCCGAGGCCGACAUGGCCAAGAUGCUGGCCGUGGCGCAGGACCACCUGAGGAAGAAACACUUCGAGGCCUUCGCCGACAUGGUCAGGGCGUUCACCCACGAGGACCGGAACAGGACCGGCCUCCUGUCCAGCAGGGAGACCCGCACCAUCUGCAAGGCCUUCCAGCUGCCCCUGACCGAUGACCUCCUGAGGGCUCUCCUCAGCAAGUAUGAGAGGGAGUCGGGGGAGAUUGACUACCACGCCUUCCUGUCUGGCAUCAACUGGAGGGAGAACCCCACACCACCAGUCCUCCCCGACGACAUGCUCAAGUUUGAUGUGAACUGGAACGGAACUCCACAGGGCCUGGCGGUGAGGAGCGUCCACUACGCUCUCCUGCUGGAGGAUGUCUUCGGCCCCAGAGGGACGGCGGCCACAGAGAACUGAACGGCAGUGCGGAUAAAGAGAGAGAGAGAGAGAGAGAGAGAGAGAGAGAGUGUGAAAUGGAGAGAAAGAGACAGAGAGCGGUCGGAAUAUCAGAUCUCACCUGUACCAACUGCCGGACCGCAAAAAAACAUCCGACCCUGUUUAUUUUUCCUGCCGAAGUGAAGCAAAAAUACAAGCCUCAAACUCC
Messenger RNA from Sardina pilchardus (European sardine), 2478 nucleotides. RefSeq names its product EF-hand domain (C-terminal) containing 2 (gene efhc2). Lineage: Eukaryota; Metazoa; Chordata; Actinopteri; Clupeiformes; Clupeidae. Gene Ontology annotation, biological process: regulation of neuron projection development; cilium-dependent cell motility; mitotic spindle organization. Gene Ontology annotation, cellular component: microtubule; mitotic spindle; axoneme. The transcript has 15 exons. Gene Ontology annotation, molecular function: alpha-tubulin binding. Bases 51 to 2291 code for a protein of 746 amino acids. The record is from RefSeq and is a predicted model, not a curated record.